AUGCUAACAUCAAUUGGUGUACCUUUAGAGAAAUUGAAAUUUGUAAGAGGUACUGAAUAUCAACUAAGUAAAGAAUAUACUUUGGAUGUGUACCGUAUGUCAUCUGUUAUAACAGAACAUGAUGCUAAAAAAGCUGGAGCAGAAGUAGUAAAACAAGUUGAUCAUCCACUACUAAGUGGUCUUCUUUAUCCUGGAUUACAAGCUUUGGAUGAAGAAUAUUUAAAGGUAGAUGCCCAAUUUGGUGGUGUAGAUCAGAGAAAAAUAUUUACCUUAUCUGAGAAAAUUCUGCCUCAAUUAGGCUAUGCUAAAAGAGUUCAUCUUAUGAAUCCAAUGGUGCCGGGUUUGACAGGAGGGAAAAUGUCUGCUUCUGAAGAAGAUAGUAAGAUUGACUUACUAGACAACCCAGCAAAUGUUAAGAAAAAGCUAAAAAAAGCUUUCUGUGAACCUGGGAAUAUCAUUGAAAAUGGUGUACUAUCUUUCACAAAGUAUGUAAUAUAUCCUUUGAUGAAAUCUAAUGAGAAAUUUGUAAUAAAUCGAGCUGAAGAACAUGGUGGGAGAGUUGAAUAUUCUAAUUUUGAAGAUUUGGAAGCUGCUUUUGCUAAACAAGAAAUUCAUCCAGGAGAUUUAAAAGCAUCUGUAGAACAGGCGAUUAAUAAACUUCUAGCACCUAUUCAAGAAAUAUUCAAGGAACCUAAACUUCAAGAAUUGACAAAGAAAGCUUAUCCACCACCAUCAAAAAAUAAAGGAAAUACAAACAAUGCCGCUGAAGAAAUAACACCAAGCAAAUUAGAUAUUAGAGUGGGAAAGAUUGUUGAAGUAUCCAGGCAUCCAGAUGCGGAUGGUCUAUAUGUAGAAAAGAUAGAUGUUGGAGAGAGUGAACCUAGAACUAUUGUCUCUGGGCUAGUAAAUUUUGUACCCAUAGAGGAAAUGCAGGAUAGGGAUGUUGUUGUGUUAUGCAACUUAAAACCUGCGAAAAUGCGAGGUGUUGAAUCUAAAGGCAUGGUACUUUGUGCAUCUGUGGAUGAACCAAAACAAGUUGAAGUUCUAUCACCCCCAAAAGAAAGCUCACCUGGGGACAGAAUAGUUGUUGAAGGUUAUGAAACUGGUCAACCUGAUGAGGUUCUAAACCCAAAGAAAAAAAUAUGGGAGAAACUUCAGGUGGAUUUAAAAACAAAUGAUAAUUUAAUUGUAGUAUGGCAAGGCAAUAAACUAAUCAGCAAAGUAAAUGGAAAUCCAGUGACAACUAAUUCUAUGAAAAAUGCACCUAUCAAG
Messenger RNA from Brenthis ino (lesser marbled fritillary), 1272 nucleotides. The record is from the annotation of a GenBank genome assembly. Lineage: Eukaryota; Metazoa; Arthropoda; Insecta; Lepidoptera; Nymphalidae.